Messenger RNA from Ectocarpus siliculosus, 897 nucleotides. Lineage: Eukaryota; Phaeophyceae; Ectocarpales; Ectocarpaceae. The record is from the annotation of a GenBank genome assembly.
UGUCCACAAGGACACACGUACAAACAGCAGCAUGUCGCUUGGUUCGCAACGUAUCAUCCAUUUUCUGCGCCACUCUUCGAUGGCAAGGCCUGGGGCAUGUCGCGCCAUCAUCUUCGCGAGACAUCGCUGCUUGUCCUCCGCGUCUGGAGACAGCAGAUUUCCCGCACCUUCGACGGGUUCCGCUGCGCACGGGGUGACGGUGACGGAAACCAAGGCGGGGGCGGGAGACAGGCCGGGACAGCAGGGUCCCGUGAAGCUAGACUUGUGCGGAGAAAUCGAAGAUGAUGUUGGAGACGAAGAGAUGGAAGAGAUGCUGCAGGAGGGGCCGGCCGGUAAGGAGUGGGGCGGCCCGACACGAGGAGGGGUGCUGGGCGAACCCACGAGAUUCGGCGAUUGGGAGCGCAAGGGGCGAUGCUCGGAUUUCUGAACAUUGUGGCGCGUUUGCACGCUCACAAAUUGUUCCGCCAGCAGUCCUGAGUCACUUAUAUCCCACGAGGGGCUCCAACGAGAAACUCGGGAGCUUUGCCUGUAGAUCGAUUGCGCGUCGGCCACUACAGCGACAUUUGGAAAGGCGGGCGUAGGGAGAAUUGAGACAUGGGGGGCGAUUUGUUGUUGGCAACAUAAAGGACCACAACCAGGGACGGGAACCCAGGGGAACGCUUCGAUGCCCGCUCCUUCUCGCUCUCAAGACUCUAUAUGAUUUUAUCAGUGCGGGGCUUUCAUGCUCGUUUUAGGAUGCACACUGAUGCUGGCACGGAAAUGUUUUUAUCCUCAGGGACGCGACUGCUGUCCCUCCACGUGGUCUUGUGUAGUGCAUGCGCUGGGACGAUGGAAGGUUCCUGUUUGUUGUCUCUGGUGGUCCCUCGGAGCUUGCUGUGUCUUGCUGUUGGGGAGGAC